This is a messenger RNA of Tribolium castaneum (red flour beetle), 1663 nucleotides long. RefSeq lists its product as uncharacterized. Gene Ontology annotation, molecular function: glucuronosyltransferase activity. Gene Ontology annotation, cellular component: Golgi apparatus. Gene Ontology annotation, biological process: protein O-linked glycosylation via mannose. The transcript has 4 exons. NCBI's taxonomy places the organism in Eukaryota, Metazoa, Arthropoda, Insecta, Coleoptera, Tenebrionidae. The record is from RefSeq and is a predicted model, not a curated record. The coding region runs from base 311 to 1609 and encodes 432 amino acids.
CUUUCGACAUUUGCACAAAUCGAUAAAAGGCGGACGCAAGCGCAAAAUACGCCGCCAGUCCCCAAAACACAUUUAUACACAGAACCUAAUUACACAAAUUCUUUGUUUUAACUGUUAGUGGAUUGUUUACAAGUUUGAGUGCAAGGUCCUAAUCGUGAUUUAUCGAAUCAGUGUUAAAUUUGAGUGAAAUCAAAGCGUAAAAAUUCGACCGAAAAACAGCAGUGAAAACACCCACCUUUCUUUAAUUAUUAAACAGGAAUAUGUGAUUGCUUUUGGUUAUUGUUAUUGAUUCAGGUGUUAGGGCAAACAAAUGAUUCAGGGAUCAUGUCGGAUCUGGAACAUAAGCAUUUUGGCUGUAGUUUUCCUCUCCAUCUACAACAUCCUUCUCACUCUGAAACUGAUGUACAGUCCAGAGUGCAGCAAACACCCCCCUGUGGCGCUAAAGCCGGCCCCAAAGGCCGUAAAAUGUGAUCCUCCAAGACCUAGUUACGCCAAAAGCGACCAAAUCUUCAGGCUCGACCUACGCUCAGGCCGGUGGGACAACCACCUGCAGUACAAACUCUUCGACAACAUUCUCACCGGCGAUCACUUCGCCGCACUCAGUGACGUCCACAAGACGUGUCUUGCAACUCAAAGUUCCCUCGAAAAAAUCGCCUCAAUUGUGGAAGUGACCGCAAACUGGAACGGCCCUAUUUCACUCGCUACGUUCGCGGCAAGCGACGAUGAGCUAAACUCGCUACUUUUAUACAUACUUUUUCUACGAGACUGUUUCGCCAAAAUAAGGGAACAAGUCAGUUUUCAUUUCGCCUAUCCGAAGGACCAUCGACCAAGAAACAUUGAUAUUGAUUUCGAUAAGUUGAAAGAGAUGAACUGCGCCAACCCUUCGGGCGUGCUCCAGCAAUUAGUCAAGCAAUACCUGAAAGGGAACAAGUGGAGGACGAAAUUGCCGUACCCCCAGAACCAUCUGAGGAAUUUGGCUCGGAAGAAUUGCCAAAGCAAGUUUGUCUUCCUCACGGAUGUGGACAUUAUCCCGAGCAAGGACAUGGUGGAAAAGCUGGAUUUGUUCCUCGGACGUGUGAAAUGCAGCGGACUUUGCGCUUACGUUAUUCCCACCUAUGAAAUCGACGAACGAGUCAGGUUUCCUCCAAAUAAGACUGAGCUUAUUCGAUUAGCAAAUAAAGGCCUAGCUAGACCCUUCCACCACAAGGUUUUUAUCUACAAUCAGUUCGCCACGAAUUUUACCAAGUGGCAAAGCACUUCCAACGAAAGCCCGGAAGUGCACAUUAGCCAUCCCGUCACGAAUUUCGAAUUCCUCUACGAGCCCUUCUAUGUGGCCCCGGAUACGGUUCCGCCCCACGACGAGAGGUUUGUGGGAUACGGAUACACCCGAAACAGUCAGGUGUAUGAGAUGUUCGUGGCCGGGUAUGACUUCCUGGUCCUCUCGCCGAUUUUCACGUGUCAUUGGGGCCUCCAGGUGAAGAAGACGCGGCCGCCGUGGCGGGAGCACCAAAACAACCUAAACCGCAAACACUUCGACGGCUUCAAACGCGAGAUCUUCGCCAAGUACGACAAGGACCCGCUUCAUAUCAUGUCAGGCCGAAAGAACUAAACUCUGCUUAAGUCGCACAUUUAUUUUGUUUACAAUAAAGUGUUGAGAUUACAA